Messenger RNA from Brassica rapa (field mustard), 3510 nucleotides. RefSeq names its product protein SUPPRESSOR OF MAX2 1. The record is from RefSeq and is a predicted model, not a curated record. Gene Ontology annotation, molecular function: ATP hydrolysis activity; ATP binding. NCBI's taxonomy places the organism in Eukaryota, Viridiplantae, Streptophyta, Magnoliopsida, Brassicales, Brassicaceae.
AACCUUUUCUUCCUUGUCUUAUAAAACCUAUCUAAAGCCUUUUCAUUUUUUUAGCCGGUGUAUAUUCCUUUUGAGUCAGUUCAAGGCAAAUCCUAUAUCAUUCAUUAUUCCUUCCUUCUUUCUUUCUUGCUUCCGACCGGGAAAACUAAGGAACCCAGUUCAUAAAACCUGUCUGAAUAAUUGACAUCCCAACUCAAAAGAUUCAAUUUAAAAAAAAAAAGAUUCGAUCUUUUCUACACAUAAUUGAAGAAAGAGGAAAGAGAGAGAGAGAGAGAGAACACAAAGUGGACGAACAAGAACGAUGAGAGCUGGUCUAAGCACGAUCCAACAGACUCUAACCCCCGAGGCUGCCACCGUUUUAAACCAAUCAAUCUCAGAAGCGGCGCGUCGCAACCACGGCCAAACCACACCGCUACAUGUCGCAGCCACUCUUCUCGCUUCUUCCUCAGGUUUCCUCCGGCGAGCCUGUAUCCGAUCCCAUCCCAACUCCUCCCACCCGCUCCAGUGUCGAGCCCUCGAGCUCUGCUUCAGCGUCGCCUUAGAGCGUCUCCCCACCGCGACGACGACUCCGGCGAACGAUCCUCCGAUCUCGAACGCGCUCAUGGCGGCGCUAAAGCGAGCGCAAGCUCAUCAACGCCGUGGAUGCCCGGAGCAGCAGCAGCAGCCGUUGUUGGCGGUGAAAGUGGAGCUGGAGCAGCUGAUUAUAUCGAUAUUGGAUGAUCCGAGUGUGAGCCGGGUUAUGCGAGAAGCUAGCUUCUCUAGUCCCGCCGUUAAAGCCGCAAUAGAACAGUCGCUGAGUAAUAAUAAUAAUAAUAGUCCCUCCAAUACGACGCCGGUUCCGAGCGUUUCAUCAGUCGGGUUAAAUUUCCGACCCGGUGGAGGAGGAGGUCCGAUGACCCGGAACACUUAUCUUAAUCCACGGUUGCAGCAGAACGGCCCCGCGACGGCGCAACAAACAGGGGUUAUUAAUAAGAGCGAUGACGUGGAGCGGGUGAUGGAUAUACUGGGUCGUGGGAAGAAGAAAAACCCGGUUUUAGUCGGGGAUUCGGAGCCGGGUCGGGUAAUUAAAGAGAUCCUUAAGAGAAUUGAAUCCGGAGAAGCGGCGGUUAAGAACUCAAAGGUUGUUCACUUCGAGGAGAUCGGUUCGGAUAAGGAGGAGAGAAUCAAGAAGCUAGACGGGUUGCUCGAGACCCGGAUAAAUAAUUCGGAUCCUGGAGCUGGAGGAGUGAUUCUCAAUCUCGGAGACUUGAAAUGGCUCGUGGAGCAACCGCAACCGAUGGCGGUUGAGGUAGGGAGGACGGCGGUGGCGGAGCUGCGGAGGCUUUUGGAGAAGUUCCAAGGAAGGCUCUGGUUUAUCGGAACCGCCACGUGCGAGACUUAUCUACGAUGCCAAGUCUAUCAUCCGUCAAUGGAGAAUGAUUGGGAUCUGCAAGCUGUGUCGGUGGCUGCUAAAGCUCCGGCGUCCGGAGCUUUCCCAAGGCUUGCGAACAAUUUGGGAUCGUUCACGCCGUUAAAGAGCUUCGUGCCUGGGAGCAUGACGACAUCGAAAUGUUGUCCGGAGUGUUCGAAGAGUUGCGAGCGAGAGCUGUCUGAAACUGAGUCAGUGCCUCAAGAGGUUAAGACAGAAGUCGCUCAGACUAAACAGUUGCCACAAUGGCUGUUGAAUGCUAAACCGGUUGAUCGUGUACCGGCAAAGAUUGAAGAAGUGAAGAAGAAAUGGAAUGAUGCGUGUGUGCGUCUUCAUCCUAGCUUUCAUAACAAGAACGAGAGGAUCGUUCCCAUUCCGACUCCGACUCCGACUCCUAUACCGUUGACAACAAGCUCUUACGGUCCCAACAUGCUUCUCCGUCAGCCGUUACAGCAAAAGUUCCAGCCGAACAGAGAGUUGCGUGAAAGGGUACACUUGAAACCUAUGACCCCUUUGGUGACAGAACAAGCCAAGAAGAAGAGUCCUCCCGGGAGUCCGGUUCAGACCGAUCUUGUUCUUGGACGAACAGAGGAUUCGGAUACGCGAGUGAGAGACUUCCUCGGCUGCAUAUCGUCUGAAUCAGUACAGAACAACAACGAUAAGAUCAGUGUUCUGCAGAACUCUUUAGACAUUGAUUUGUUCAAGAAGCUUCUAAAGGGAAUGACGGAGAAAGUCUGGUGGCAGCACGACGCAGCCUCUGCCGUCGCCGCCACGGUUAGUCAAUGCAAGCUAGGGGGAGGGAAACGACGCGGCGUGGUAUCAAAAGGAGACGUGUGGCUACUCUUCUCAGGGCCAGACAGAGUUGGUAAGAGAAAAAUGGUGUCGGCUCUGUCUUCUCUAGUAUACGGAACCAGUCCUAUAAUGAUCUCACUCGGGUCGAGACAAGAACCUGGUGGAGUCCGUGGUAAGACCGUGCUGGACAGGAUUGCGGAAACCGUUAAGAGGAGUCCCUUCUCCGUUAUCUUGCUUGAAGAUAUCGACGAAGCGGAUAUGUUGUUGCGUGGAAGUAUAAAACGAGCCAUGGAUAGAGGGAGAAUCUCUGAUUCGCACGGACGUGAGAUCAGUUUAGGUAAUGUGAUCUUUGUUAUGACAGCGAGCUGGCAUCGUUCUUCGGGGACGAAAGCGUGUUUCUCAGACGACGAGGCGAAGCUGAGAGAUUUGGCUGGUGAAAGCUGGCGGUUGAGGUUGUGUAUGCGUGGCAAACGUCGAGCGAGCUGGCUGAGUAGUGGUGUUGAAGAGAGGUUGACUAAACCGAAGAAAGAACAUGGUUCCGGUUUAACGUUUGAUUUAAACCAAGCUGCUGAUACGGCCGAUGACGGUUCGAACAAUACGAGCGAGCUAACAGAUAACAAUGAUCAAGAAGAGUUUAGCGGGAAGUUAUCUUUGCAAUGUGUUCCGUUUGCGUUUCACGAGCUGGUGAGUCGCGUAGACGAUGCGGUGGCGUUUAGGGCUGUUGAUUUCGGAGCUGUGAGGCAGAGAGUUUCAGAUACGUUGUCGGAGAGGUUCACGACGGUGGUAGGCGAAUCUUUAUCGAUAGAAGUGGAGGAAGAUGUGCUUCAGAGGAUCUUGAGUGGAGUAUGGUUAGGCGAGAUGGAGUUAGAGGAGUGGAUUCAGAAGGCGAUUGUUCCGGUUCUGAGCCAGCUUAAGGCUCGAGUGUCGUCUUCUGGAACUUACGGUGACCGUACAGUUGCUCGGCUUGAGCUAGAUGAAGAUUCUGGUGAACGGAGCGGUGGUGAUUUACUGCCGACUAGUGUUACGUUGGCAGUUUGAGGAAGAAACAGAGAUGGAGUUUUUGUUAUUAAUUGUGGAAGGGUAGAGAAGUAAAUAUGUCUCAACUGGUUUUGGCGGGGGGAGGUAAAACGGUUAGAGGUAAAAACAGUAUAAAAAGGUGUUUAUAGUUUUUUUGUUCUUUUUAUUUACUUAUAGUUUUUGUGUUUAUGUACGGUACGGGAGGGAUGAUUUAUGUAGCAAUUAUAGAGAUUUAUUUGAUAGAUAAAUAAUGAAGAUUAAUAAAGUUAUAAGUAUUUUUUUGUCAAUUAAAA